This is a messenger RNA of Vigna umbellata (rice bean), 995 nucleotides long. The record is from RefSeq and is a predicted model, not a curated record. Lineage: Eukaryota; Viridiplantae; Streptophyta; Magnoliopsida; Fabales; Fabaceae.
UUUUAAAAAAAGUGUACAGAAACGCUAACUCGUAAGCUCCACGCACGCAAAGUGUUUGUGAUAAUCUUCUCUUUAUUGGAUACUCUCUCGACACUCUCUCUCACUCUGCUCCAACCUUCAUGGAUUCCCAUUCCUGUAUUAUUGCAUGGGGCUCUGGUGAAGAUGGUCAACUAGGAAUCGGCAACAACGAAGAGAAAGAAUGGGUCUGUCUCGUCGAAGCUCUCCAACCUCACCGUUUCCGCUCCGUCGUUGCCGGCAGCAGAAACUCCCUCGCCAUCGGUGAGGACGGCAAGUUGUUCACUUGGGGUUGGAACCAAAGGGGCACACUUGGGCAUCCAGCUGAGAGUAAGUCUGAGAACAAGAUUGAGAACAUUCCCAGCCAGGUCAAGGCUCUUUCCAGUGUUAAGAUUGUCCAGGCGGCUAUUGGGGGAUGGCACUGUUUGGCUGUUGAUGAUCAGGGCAGAGCUUAUGCCUGGGGUGGAAAUGAAUAUGGGCAGUGUGGUGAAGAACCUGAGCGCAAGGAUGAUACUGGCAAACCUUUAAGGAGAGAUAUAGAGAUCCCUCAACGUUGUGCUCCUAAGCUUGUUGUUCGGCAGGUUGCUGCAGGAGGAACUCACUCAGUGGUACUUACGUGUGAAGGCCAUGUUUGGACAUGGGGUCAGCCAUGGCCUCCGGGUGACAUAAAACAGAUUUCAGUUCCUGUUCGGGUUCAAGGUCUUGAAAGUGUGAGGCUCAUUGCUGUUGGAGCAUUUCAUAAUUUGGCUCUUCAAGAGGAUGGAACUUUAUGGGCAUGGGGAAAUAAUGAAUAUGGACAACUUGGAACUGGAGAUACUCAACCUAGAUCACAACCCAUUCCUGUCCAAGGACUUUCUGAUCUUACUCUGGUUGAUAUUGCAGCUGGUGGAUGGCAUUCUACUGCAUUGACCGAUGAAGGAGAGGUACUCUUUUUGUGUGUAGAAUCUAUUGGUUUUAAAUUUUAAUUUGAAGAUAUACCA